This is a messenger RNA of Bipolaris victoriae FI3, 1515 nucleotides long. RefSeq lists its product as hypothetical. The record is from RefSeq and is a predicted model, not a curated record. Lineage: Eukaryota; Fungi; Ascomycota; Dothideomycetes; Pleosporales; Pleosporaceae. Gene Ontology annotation, cellular component: peroxisome; mitochondrion. Gene Ontology annotation, molecular function: glutathione peroxidase activity; glutathione transferase activity. Bases 1 to 1515 code for a protein of 504 amino acids. Gene Ontology annotation, biological process: glutathione metabolic process. The transcript has 2 exons.
AUGGUCUCCCCACCCCCAACCCUAAUCUUCAACUACGACAUCUCCUGCCCCUUCGCCUACAUAGCCUCGACCCGUGUGCAAUCCCUCGCCCAGCGCACAAAUGCAACACUCAUCUACCACCCCGUCCUCCUCGGCGCCAUCUACCGCGCCACCGCCGCGCCCCAGGGCGCCGGCGGCAGCGCAAGCGACGUCUUCAACUCGACCAAAAAAGCCGUAACGGGACAAAGCAUGCAACGCACCCUAUCCCGCUACCAAGUCCCUUACCACCCCCCGCCCAAGCACCCCCGCAAAACAGUAAAUGCGCUGCGCAUGCUUUACUGCGUCGCAGACCAGGAUAAGAGAAGGAAACUUACGGAUCGCCUCUUCCGCGCGUACUGGGUUGAAGGGAGAGAUGUAAACGACGAUGCCGUCUUACUUCAGAUCGCGGCGGAAGCAGGGGUACAGGGACUUGAUGCGAGUUGCUUUGCUAAUCUGGAGGCGAGAAGGGAGUUGGAGAAAGAGACGGGGUUGGCGAUUGAGAGGGGGGCGUUUGGGGUACCUGGGUUUUGGAUUCCGGGGGCUGGAGAAGGGGGGGAGGGAAGGUUUUUUUGGGGACAGGAUCGUAUGCAUUUUGUUGAGGCGACGUUGCUUGGAUUGUCAUUGGCGGGGGAGGAUGCGAAGGGAGGGCAGGAUGCGUGGACCCAAGUGAAGAAUUUGCGGGCGCUGCUUCCUCGGGUUGUGCAUUCGAAUCAUUUGCAUCUUGCGAGUACGCCGGCUGUUAAACUGGAAUUCUGGUUUGAUUUCUCGUCGCCGUGGGCGUUUUUGGGAUAUACGCAGCUUGCGCGGUUACAGCGUACGUUUGGGCCUGGACUGGAGAUUGUGCUCAAGCCGUUCUUGCUGGGUAUCUUGUUUCGCGAGAUAGGGGCCCCGAAUAUGCCGAUGAUGGCGGUUAGUCAGGUGAAGGCGAUGUGGUCGAGGCGCGAUCAUGCGGAUUGGGUGAGGUGGUGGAAUGCGGUUGAUGUGCAGGAGGGACAGCAGCAAGGUCUUCAAGGGAUGGAUGGGCCGAUCAAGUUUUAUUGGGCUGAUAAGUUUCCCAUCCGUACGCCGACAGUGCUUAGAGUGGGGAUCGUGGAGCCGGCGGCGACGAAAGUCUUGUACUCGGCAUGUUGGGAGCAGAACAAACAUGUAGCAGACGAGUCUGUACUUCAAUCGGUUCUCGACGAGGCAGGGUUCAACGGUGCUGAUCUCAUUAUGCGCGCCAAUAGCCCUACCAUCAAGGAGAAACUACGGGCUCUGACAGCUGAAGCCAAAGAACUGGGACUUUGCGGUGCACCCACUUACCGCGUGUUGAGACGGCAACAGAAUGGAGAGUUCAAGCCUGCAGGCGGCUUGGUGUGGGGACAAGAUGAGAUCAAUGUUGUUGAGGACUUGAUUGCUGGAUGGUCACCUGAGGCGAGUAACGGCCAGAUCGCUGAAGUAGGGAAGGUCAGCUAUGAGGAUGUACAAAGCGGAAAGGGUGUCGGUGCUAAGUUGUGA